This is a messenger RNA of Panicum virgatum (switchgrass), 1341 nucleotides long. Its product is annotated as two-component response regulator ORR7-like. The coding region runs from base 682 to 921 and encodes 79 amino acids. NCBI's taxonomy places the organism in Eukaryota, Viridiplantae, Streptophyta, Magnoliopsida, Poales, Poaceae. The transcript is spliced from 4 exons. Gene Ontology annotation, biological process: phosphorelay signal transduction system; cytokinin-activated signaling pathway. The record is from RefSeq and is a predicted model, not a curated record.
CCCCUCCGCAGCAAGCCUGCUCGCCGGCCCCUCCCCAGCCGCUUGCUUUGCAGGGCGCCGCGCAGGUCACUGCUCGUACAAUGCCGCGAGGAUCUGGUCUAGGCCGAGGCGGAGGCUCAACCCGAGGAAGGAGAAGAGUAGCACACGCAUUCAAUGACACGCAGACACAGUGGGGCGCUCAUCUGGAAUCCGUCGGCAAUGACUCGGAGCUUGAACAUCUACUUGAUGAGCAUAGGGAGGGGAUGGUGGUCAGGACUGGGCUGAGAUGCCACCAUGAUCUGUACCCGAUCUUGAGCUGUAGCUGGUCGGGUUCAGAUGCAGGAAGAAGGUACUUGGCAUGCCCACAAGUGUUGCAGCCAUGUUCAUUCAAAUAUUGGAUUGACCAGGAGUUUAGUGGUAGAGCAAGAAGGGUGAUUGAAGACCUCGUGUCUAUGAAACAGAGCAUGACAGAGUUGUAUGUGCAUUCCUCUGACCAAUGGGAUUCCAUGUAUGCUGAUAGACAGAGAGCACGAAAGGAAAUUUCUGAAUUGAAAUCAACAAUUAGUGAACAACGUAGUUGCAUUUGGUGGUUGUUGUGUUUCUGUAUUGUAAUCGCUGGAGGCCUAUGGCUCAUUUUGUAAUGUAAAAUGCAAGUAUGAAAUGAUGUUGCAACAAUUGUAACCAUGUAUUGUUGAAACAUUGAUGGUUGCCUUUGCAUAUUCUGCUGGUGAUGCAGUCACGGCCGUGGACAGCGGGAAGAGGGCGCUCGAGAUACUGGGCUCGGAAUCGUCGGAGCUCAAGCAAAUCCCGGUGGUGAUCAUGUCCUCCGAGAACGUUCCGACAUGGAUCAGCAGGUGCAUGGAAGAAGGCGCCGAGGACUUCCUGCUCAAGCCCGUCAGGCCGUCGGACAUCUCCCGCAUAACCACUCGGAUGCUGCACUGAUCAGUGGCCACCACAGUCGUCAGAUUGUCAAUAGUGUUUUGCAGUUACAGUGGACGUAGCGAUCGAGUUUAUUCAGAAUAGCAGUUAGACACCGUUCAAAAAAAAAAGGAAUAGCAGUUAGACUGUAACGGGGGCUCGGCUAGCUUGCUGCCUCAGUAGUAGCAGGAGUUAGCUGUAGGCUUCCAGUAGCGAGUUUCUCAAGAUAUAAGAUGUGUGCAUGGAUCGUUUCGUUUAAUGGAAAAUUACAGUGGCUGACCCUUUUGCCACUAGCAAGUUUUGUUUGCUCACUAUGUGUGUCCAGGUGCUGCUGGCAGUUCUGUUCCUGCUACCAAGCCACUGAAUAAAAGAACUUGACCAUUGUCCAGGUGGCAUUAGUUGAGACCCCCACCUCAUUUGUUUCUUAUUGCUAGACUGAAAAAA